AGUAUUACUCUCUUAACUAUAAUAUUCUACUAUUCAACACACUUGAAGAGUUGAAAGGAUUAAAGUACAAGCAAAAAGCAUGACUGAGCAACAUCAGGCAGAAUAUGGACCAGUUUCUGAAGAUGACAUUUGUAAUGUCAAUUACUUCAAAACAACUGGGACAAAUUGUAACACUGUCAAAUUUGACUUUCCCAAAGAGGAGUACUGCUGCAAGCCAUGCCGUGAUGGGCAAGAGAACCCGUACCCAGAACACAGAAAUAGUUGCUCAAACAUUGCAGACCAAACAACUACAGGUCAAACUGAGAUAUAUACAACGACCCAACAGACCUUUACCACGGCUAGUGAAAUACAAAUACCAGCUACAGAUGGGACAACUGCUACCAAUCAAACAGAUGGUCCUACAACCACAGCAGUUCCAUUUCUAGAAGAAAUCACCACAGAACAAGCUAACACAAUGAGAGGCGAAAUUGGUAUAUCACUGGUUCCAGAUACAAAGUUGGAUGACACAACCAUUGCUUGGAAUGUUGUCAGUGCGAUUAUCUGUGUGAUAUUAGCAAUUCUAGCAGUGUAUUUUUUCUGUAAAUACCGUAAAUACAAAAAAAUAGUAAAGGAUAAAAAAAAGGUUUCAUCACCAACAUCAGCAGCUAAUGCAAGGAAUGGCGAUCAAUUACUACACCCGAAUCAAGACACAGCUCUAAGAGAUGACGUCCCUAAGCAAAAUGUAUUACAAGAUGUAGAAAGCACAGGUGAAACAGCUUCCUUGAUUUCUCCCGCAACUUCGGGAUAUACAGAAGCAAAUGACAGCAUGACAGAAACACUAGCACCAAAUUUGCAACAAGCAGAAACACAAUUUAAAAAAAAAAAUUGUCCAGAAUUCCCAACAUUUUAUGGCCCAUGACACCCUUUUUUGUGGGCUUCUAGUACUCAUGGCCCACUGUUCACCAUUCCAAAAAUAUUGUCGUUCCAUUUUCAUAGAUUAGAUAUUUGAACUAAAAUUACCUUUUAACAAUAUUGUACUCUUUUUUGAUUUGUUUUGAGAAACACCCACCUCUGUAUUAGCUGCCUAAUUAACUUUUUAUCGGGUAGCUAAAUUGUACUUGGCAUUUAUAUAUUUAGGCUCAUUUUGAUCAGUACUAACUAGUUGUGAUGUUACACAAAUAAAAUUGAAAAAGCGCAAGAAUAUAUAAAAUUAUAUAACAGAUGUAUAAAAAAAAUAAAAAUUAAAAAUUACAGGGAUUGUCAUAGGGCAUAGAAGA
Molecule: messenger RNA, 1256 nt
Organism: Styela clava
Lineage: Eukaryota; Metazoa; Chordata; Ascidiacea; Stolidobranchia; Styelidae
Source: RefSeq, a predicted model, not a curated record